CAACUUGCAAGACGUCUUGACGAUCAUGUUAGUGUAACUGAUCCCCUGAUGCGGAUGGACCUUCAAUCAAGUGCAAUCAGAUCUGGAGUUCUAUUACGAAACUUAGGCUCGUUACUUCUUGAGCUUGGUCGUACAACCAUGACAUUGCACAUGGGUCAAACACCAUUGGAAGCUGUGGUGAACGCUGGACCGGCAGUUUUUAUAUCUGCAUCUGGGCCAAAUCCUGUGAUGGUUCAGCCUGUUCCCUUUUUCCCUGGGUCAAGCUUUGGCGGGGCACAGUUUGGAGAACCACUUGCUUCUGCAUUUAUUCCUAGGAACAUUGACAUACGUGUCCGCACAGGUGGUCGUACCAUACCUGUUACCAAUGCUAACCUGGGUGAACAGGCUGGUGCACAGCAACCGCUAGAGCAAACAGAUCCAACAAGAAAUCCAUCUGCUGCCAAUUCUGUUAAUCAAGCAUUUUCAGGGAUUCCAAGUAGUACAUCUUUUGCUGGAGAAUCUGGAGUGCGGGUAGUCCCAGUAAGAACAGUGGUUGCAGUACCUGCUGGCCAUUCCCCCUCAGAUUCAUCUGGUAGUGCAAUCGGGGUAAUCUAUCCUCUACUUGCCAGAAUUCAACAUGUGAAUAGUGGGAAUGCAAAUAAUGCAAGAGGUUCUCGAGCAUCCAAUGAAUCCAAUCAGUCUCAGCCUAAUAUAAAUCUGCCAAAUCUUGAAUCUGCAAUGCGAAAUCAAUCUCCUGCAAGUUCUGCGCCUGUAGUUUCUUGGAUGAAUCCUUCAGCAAAUGAAUUACCUGGCUACCAAGGGUCAUCACUGGUUUCCAUUACAAGCCAACAGGCACCACCUGCUAGUAAUAGUGAGAGCAACACACAGGCUCAUGUUGGGCAGCAAGUUGGCCAAGGCUCGAUGUCUCAGUUGUUAAGCAGAGUGGACGAGUGGAUUAGGACAGCACUUUUUCCUGGAGAGCAAGUUCAGGUUGGUGGCACUGGUCAUCAGGAGUCAGUUACAGGUUCUGUUGCCGUUCAAAAUCAAACUGGCACAACUGGAAAUACCGAAACACAUGAGGCAUCAAGAGUAGGUAGUGAUGAUGGAGUAUUCUUCUCCAGUUUAGUUCGCCAGCUUAUGCCAUUUUUAUCUGAGCACACAACUGUACCAGGUGGCUCAGCUAGUAAUGAUGGUUCUACUGCACAAACUGCAAGCAAUCACCUGAAUGACUCAAGUAGCUCCCAACAUCAUCGUGACCCACCUGAGGCCCCUAGUCCAAAACGUCCGAGGGUAUGUCAUUGAGAAAUUCUUAUCCCUUUCUUGUUGAAUUUUGUGCAUGUUUGAGUUGAAAGAAGAGUGCCCUGUAAGCCAAUCGCAAGUAUGUUAUGAUGGGACUUUUCUUUGUAAUUUGUCAAUUCAUGUAAUGACAUUUAUUAUUUGAUAAUAAAAUGAGGCAUUGAUUCAUCA
This is a messenger RNA of Elaeis guineensis (African oil palm), 1446 nucleotides long. RefSeq names its product ubiquitin-like domain-containing protein CIP73. Gene Ontology annotation, molecular function: misfolded protein binding; polyubiquitin modification-dependent protein binding. Gene Ontology annotation, biological process: ERAD pathway. Gene Ontology annotation, cellular component: BAT3 complex. NCBI's taxonomy places the organism in Eukaryota, Viridiplantae, Streptophyta, Magnoliopsida, Arecales, Arecaceae. The record is from RefSeq and is a predicted model, not a curated record.